CUCUGCUUAGUGUCUUUACUAACUCCAGGAUUGAAGAACAGUAGGAAAAUGACCCUGCUGUGUUGAAAUUACAGAAGAGGAAGCCUAACACCAAAAGUUACCAAACUGCAAAGUGAUCAAAUGUAUACAGUGGAACACCACUAUAUCAGCACAUAGUGAAAGUAAGAACUGUAAUGAAGCAAGUACAGAAGAUUUCUGUGGCCUCUGAGCCUGCUGCAGUUUAUUACCUGCAAGUGUCCUGGGAGGACGAUAUUGGCACUGGUUUCAGUCUUUCACUCUCUGAUGGUCAGUCUGCAUGGCAUGGAAGAGUGUCUGAAGAGGAUAUUUCAAAGGAAGCAGGAGAAAUGGAAAUGAAAAGAGAGAAGUAUGUUGAGGAACUUAAGAGAGCACUGGCUUUGGGAACAAAGCAAGCUGAUGCGUACAGCUUUGAUUUAACGAAAGAUGACAUUGAGGCAGAAGAUCUUAGUUUCAUCUAUGAGAAAGUUCUGAAGGAUGUUUCAUUUCGACUUGGAUCAGCCAGGCUUUGUAAGGUGCAGAGCCCAGCAGAAGUAAUUAAAGAAAUGAUCGACUUUGGAUUAGUUUGUACAGCAGAGUUGCAUGUCAAAAGUGAACUCCUGGCAAAUGAAAAUGAAAGACUUCUAAGUGAUCAGAACUACAUUUUACAAGAGUUAGAGAAAUGUGUGGCUGAGAAAGAACAACUGGAACAAGAACUGUUUACACGCUUUGUCCUGGUACUGAAUGAGAAGAAAGCUAAGAUACGAAGUUUGCAGGAGAAAUUAAAAGAAGUCGAAGCUACUGCUGAAUCUGCAAAACAUCACAGGGAUAAAUUAUCUACUGUUCGAAGUUCUCCAACAGCAGAAGAAGCUGACUAUGAUGCCAGUACUGAUGACGAAAACAGCAAUGUUCAGAGCAGCAUUUCUCAAGUGUCAGUGUCAUAUAGGGGUAACAGCAAAGCUCCUACUGCAAGUUUGGCCAUUGACAACACUUCACCGGACAUUAUGGAUAUUGCUCCAAGUCGUAAGCGGAGACAACGAUUGCAGAAGGCUGAAGAAAUAGAAAGCAAGUCUUCAAAGCAGUCAGCUCAGCAGCCCAAAAGCAGGUCUGGUCCUGCAAUACCAAAAUCAUCAAUUAAUAUUUACACUUCAGGAAGAGAACCAUCACAAGCAACUCAAAAAAUCUCCGAGCCUGAGGAUCUCUUUGAAAACAUGUAGUAGUUCAACUGCUUUUACAUGACUGACAGCCACUAUUUUGCCACUGAAAGUUUCUAUAUAUGACUGGAGCAUUUAAACACCAUAAACUAUAUGAUUCAGAUGUCUGUUAAAUGUAUAUGCAAAUAAAAAAUAUUGUGGUAAAUUGUUAA
Molecule: messenger RNA, 1360 nt
Organism: Protopterus annectens (West African lungfish)
Lineage: Eukaryota; Metazoa; Chordata; Ceratodontiformes; Protopteridae
Gene: XRCC4
Product: X-ray repair cross complementing 4
Exons: 8
Coding region: 174-1211 (345 amino acids)
Biological process (GO): positive regulation of ligase activity; response to X-ray; immunoglobulin V(D)J recombination
Cellular component (GO): nucleus; DNA-dependent protein kinase-DNA ligase 4 complex; DNA ligase IV complex
Molecular function (GO): DNA binding
Source: RefSeq, a predicted model, not a curated record